Molecule: messenger RNA, 2270 nt
Organism: Theobroma umbraticum
Lineage: Eukaryota; Viridiplantae; Streptophyta; Magnoliopsida; Malvales; Malvaceae
Gene: CYP59
Product: cyclophilin 59
Biological process (GO): protein peptidyl-prolyl isomerization
Cellular component (GO): nucleus
Molecular function (GO): peptidyl-prolyl cis-trans isomerase activity; RNA binding
Source: RefSeq, a predicted model, not a curated record
UCCAAUUCGGGCCGAGGCCACAGGCUUUGGGUCCUGAAACCUCCAGCUGAAAGUAGAUCCAUUCCUCUCCGCCUCGUUCAUCCGUCGAAGGUUUCUCGGCUUCAACCUCCACCUCCACAACUAUUGCUAUUGGGUCUUUCUCGUGGCUGCCGACAGCUGUCCGCGGGCCCAACCCCCAGCUCUCGACCUUUAUCUCUUCUUCUUUUCCGCUUCUGGUCCGGUUCCUCUGUCUCCCUCCUUUGCUUCCAUUCCUUGUUCCCUUCCCUCCAUUUUCCUUCCUCACUACCAAACAGAGCGUUAGGAAACGAUGUCAGUUCUAGUAGUAACAAGCUUAGGCGAUAUCGUGAUAGAUUUGUACACAGACAAAUGCCCCUUGACCUCCAAAAAUUUCUUAAAGCUUUGCAGGAUUAAGUAUUAUAAUGGGUGUCUGUUUCACGCGGUUCAAAAGGAUUUUACUGCCCAAACAGGGGACCCAACUGGGACGGGGUCUGGUGGAGAUUCGGUGUAUAAAUUCCUAUAUGGGGAUCAGGCUCGAUUUUUCGGUGAUGAGAUUCAUCUUGAUUUGAAGCAUUCUAAGAAAGGCACUGUUGCAAUGGCUAGUGCUGGGGAGAAUCUUAAUGCUUCCCAGUUCUAUUUCACACUUCGUGAUGAUCUAGACUAUCUUGAUGGGAAGCACACAGUGUUUGGGGAGGUUGCUGAAGGGUUUGAAACUUUGACCAGGAUAAAUGAAGCUUAUGUGGAUGAGAAGAACAGGCCAUAUAAGAAUAUCAGAAUCAAACACACAUAUAUAUUAGAGGAUCCUUUUGAUGAUCCUUCCCAAUUGUCUGAGUUGAUUCCUGAUGCUUCCCCUGAAGGAAAACCAAAGGAUGAGGUUGAUGAUGAUGUUCGGCUUGAAGAUGAUUGGGUUCCCAUGGAUGAACAAUUAGGUACUGCAGAACUUGAGGAGGUUCUCCGUGCAAAGGAUGCCCAUUCAAGAGCAGUUGUACUUGAAAGUAUUGGGGAUAUUCCUGAUGCUGAGAUUAAGCCUCCUGAGAAUGUUCUAUUUGUUUGUAAACUGAAUCCAGUCACUGAAGAUGAGGACUUGCAUACUAUCUUUUCACGUUUUGGAACUGUACUAUCGGCUGAGGUAAUCCGUGAUUAUAAGACUGGAGACAGCUUAUGCUAUGCUUUCAUUGAAUUCGAGACCAAAGAGGCAUGUGAACAAGCAUAUUUCAAGAUGGAUAAUGCCUUGAUCGAUGAUAGAAGGAUACAUGUGGAUUUUAGUCAAAGUGUUGCAAAACUUUGGUUCCAGUACAGGCGCAAGGAUCACCAAAAGGGUAAAGGUAAAUUUACUGCCAGAGUAUAUACAUGGCUCACACUGGUGUCAGUUUACACACAAAUCUGUGUUUUUUACAUUCCCAUGCAUGGCAUUAGAUACCAUGCUUGAGGCCCUGGGCAUGCCUUUUAACUACCCCGCACAUAGUCUGUGCUUGGCACUGGUUGAUACAUAGAUAAUGAUAAUUUGUUACGAACAAAUAUAAACAGGAAAUAUGAACACCUAAUAUCCAGCUUAUGUCAAGUUGCUUCAACAUUUCUCUGUCCAAUUAGUUAGUGAACCAGUGCAGAUCAACUCUAGUGCAGAAUAGGCUCCUGAGCACUUUUGCAGUUGCAUGACUAGAGAAUGUUUAGAGUGAGUAUAUGGAAUUUCUUGCAACUUAGAUGAUCAAGUUCUGAAUAGAUGGAUUCUAUUGAUCUAAGAAUGGAAAAGUUGAAGACAAAAGAUAACAUCUGCAAAGUGUUUAAUUACCUAAAACAGGAAGGCUUAAAAGCAAGUAGAAAACCCUUAAACUUGUGCAGAAUAUGCAGUUAAGCCUUUAUACUAUGUUUCCUGCUCAAUUAAUCCCACAUUCUAUUAUCAAUCUGAGCUAAUUAAAGUAAAUGGAAACUCUACAUGAGCAGCAACUAUGCUGGAGUAUAUGGUAAAAAUUGGGUGCUUGUUAUCAUGUGCAACGUACUUGCAAUUUGAAAAAUAUUUAACCAAACCUGAGCCCAAUUUCAUAAUCAAUAAUAAUUAACUUACAUGAAUAAAAAUAAAUCUAGUCUAAGAAAAAGAAUAUGAGAAAUAUCUGAACACCUGUGCUCCUGUGUUCCUUCUUUGCUAAUGUUCACCAUCACUGGUUUGCCAUCUUCCUUUCUCUUUCUCUCCCUCUCUCGUUGCUGUAGCUAUGCUUCCGCCACCAACAACAUUAAGAUUUUUCAUGGCCACAUUUAUUGCUCCUCAUAAAAUACCA